ACGCAUUUACUUAAUUAUUUCGUUUAUUGUAUAACUCCCUAGUUAGUUUUAUUAAUUUAUUUAUUGAGCACGAACAAGCAAUUAUGAUAAUGGACAUGAAAAUUGCCAACGGCUCCGAAGCCCUGGGAAAAAUGAGCCUGGCGCACUCUUUGUUGCGCUCCCGACAAAUAUGGCUGACCCGCGCCUUUGAAGCCCUAAGUGACACUGAUUACGAUCAACCCCGCGCACUCAUCAGCGCAGCCGAGGUCCAAAUAGGGCCGCACAUAUUCACCAACACACAAUUCUACCGUAUCACACAACCGCAGCCCAAAUCCGAACAGCCAACCAAAAACAGUUCUGCAAUUCCCUUACCGCCACCAUUAGUGUUUGAGUUUGGAGACAAUCCAGGAGACUUGUUUUAUUUGCCCAAAGACUUUAGCGUGGAUCACCUAGUUCGCGCACAGAGCACACCACAGAUUGCGGCUGCACACAUGGGAUACCCGCGAGGAGGCAAGGGCGGCUACAACAUGGCAAUGGCAGCAGCCAGUUGGCGAAACAAAGCUGAGAGCAACUCUAAAAGUGAGAGCGAGAGCGAGAGCGAGAGUGAUUCGGAAGAGCUUGCAGCAACGCACACUCCUGCGACCACAGCGACGCCCGUCAGGCUACCGAUCAAGCGCUCAAUAUCAGACGGGCAGAAUCUCAGCGUAAAGGCGCGGCAGACAGUAUUGUUGCCAGUUGAGCGUGGCCGCACAUGCAAGUACUGUGGGUGCAAUGAGACGCCAAUCUGGAGGCGCGGGCCUGCUGGUACAGGCACCUUGUGCAAUGCCUGCGGGGUCAAAUGGAAGCUGGGCAAGAUCCUCCAGUGA
Kickxella alabastrina is the source of this 845-nucleotide messenger RNA. RefSeq lists its product as uncharacterized. The record is from RefSeq and is a predicted model, not a curated record. Gene Ontology annotation, molecular function: sequence-specific DNA binding; zinc ion binding. The transcript is spliced from 2 exons. NCBI's taxonomy places the organism in Eukaryota, Fungi, Kickxellomycota, Kickxellomycetes, Kickxellales, Kickxellaceae. Bases 84 to 845 code for a protein of 253 amino acids. Gene Ontology annotation, biological process: regulation of DNA-templated transcription.